Messenger RNA from Scomber japonicus (chub mackerel), 2231 nucleotides. RefSeq names its product sphingomyelin phosphodiesterase 5 (gene smpd5). The transcript is spliced from 8 exons. Gene Ontology annotation, cellular component: extracellular region; cytoplasm. The record is from RefSeq and is a predicted model, not a curated record. The coding region runs from base 239 to 1999 and encodes 586 amino acids. Gene Ontology annotation, biological process: sphingomyelin metabolic process. Gene Ontology annotation, molecular function: sphingomyelin phosphodiesterase activity. NCBI's taxonomy places the organism in Eukaryota, Metazoa, Chordata, Actinopteri, Scombriformes, Scombridae.
GGUUAAUGUUCGCUCAACUAUUUCAUAUAUCCGGUGCCCGAGGUCUCAACUGAAACUUCGGGUUUCGCCAUGUGAUAAAAGCAAUGAUUGCAAACGCAUAAAUAGGUGGUUCCUGCAGGGCUUCAGCAGUCGGACUGUCCCGGGUUUCGUGCUAAGUGUCCAGUGGAGUCCAUGACAGAGCGCAUAGGAAUGCAGCAGAACGGGAAGUCCUGAUUUUUGUUUAGAGAAGAAGCAGAGUAUGGCCCUGCAGGAGUCUCCAUUUCCUAAUUGUUUUGUCGCAGGCAUCCAUGCUGUGGGAUGGGCAUUGAUCCUGCCUUGUUUCUUGUCUCUUGAUCGUGCCAUUGCUGUGUGCAAGCCCACCACCCAGGAACAAGCUGAGCAACGGAAGCAGAAAUGCAAUGUCCACCCCCUCAAGGUCUUCUUUGGCGCCAUCUUCUUCUUCAUUCUUUUUCUCGCAACAGCCCCCUUGGCCUUUUUAGGCUUUCUGCUCUGGGCACCACUUCAGGCCUGCCGCAGACCCUUCUGCUAUCACAGAGAGACACCAUCCUCACCAGAGAGGGAGACACACAAGGGCUUUGAGCUGGAAGGAAAGGCGUCAUUUGGCUUUGCAGCAGCCAACCUAUGUCUUUUACCUGACAGCCUGGCUCGCUUCAACAACCUUGCAAACACUCAGCACAGGGCUACAGCUAUUGGCCAGCGUAUUGUGCAGGGUGUGGGUCGACCCCAUAUUCGCAUAUUUGUUGACUCCCCCAGCAGUUGUGGUACUCUCAGUCCCUCUAGCAGUAUACUCGCCACAGGUAACUCAAGUACAUAUGGUGCCACAGAUAGACAGGUGCAGCCUUUGGCGAGUCACCAUUCAGAGAGAGACUCAGCUGAAGCACAUGUUUCAAUCCCAAAGUCCAUUAGCCGGGUAGUUUUUGUGCCCUGUGAUGACACAAAAGAGACCUCUAGUGAAUCACCAUCCACCCUCAACUCCAAUGAGAGCUCCAACCAGCAGGACCGAAUGGGCCACCGGAGUGCUCCCCGUGCUUUGCUCUCUCAGGGUCUCCGCCAGCAGGAUGAUGUACCGUGGGAAGUGUCAUCGUUAUUUUCAGCCAAUGUAGACAUACUGUGCCUAGAGGAAGUGUUUGAUAAGAGAGCUGCACAGAAACUUGUCAAUUCACUGAGACCGGUGUAUGGACACAUACUUUAUGACGUUGGUGUGUAUGCCUGCCAGCCACCAUGCAGAUGUUCUUCCUUCAAGUUCUUGAACAGUGGCCUGUUCUUUGCCAGUCGAUUCCCGGUGCUGGAAGCCCAGUACCACUGCUAUCCAAACGGCCGAGGGGAAGAUGCACUGGCCUCCAAAGGCCUCCUUUCUGUUAAGGUGCUAAUUGGGCAGAAUCGAAAACAGGAGAAAGUGGUUGGCUAUUUUAACUGUACACACCUUCAUGCACCAGAGUGUGAUGGGGAAAUUCGCUGUGAGCAGUUGAAAAUGGUGACGAAGUGGAUCAGUGAUUUUCAAGCUGCAAGCAGACAGUCUGAUGAGCACGUUGUUUUUGAUGUGCUCUGUGGAGAUUUCAACUUUGACAACUGCUCACCUAAUGACUCCCUGGAACAGAAUCACUCUCUGUUUGAUGAAUACAAAGACCCCUGCAGGGCAGGUCCUGGAAAAGAGAAACCCUGGGCCAUUGGUACUCUACUGAAGCAGCCCAAAUUGUAUGAUGAUCAUGUAAACACCCCAGAAAAUCUUCAAAGAACUUUGGAGAGAGAGGAGCUGAGAAAGCUUUACAUCUCCCCCCCUGUUCUUAGAGAUGGUCAGCCAAUGGUUUACCCUGAACCUGGGCAGCCGUGGAUAGGAAGACGGAUUGACUAUAUCUUGUUCCGUGAAACCUCCAUUUCAAAACACUGCCAAACAGAAAUUGAAGAAGUGUCGUUCAUUACCCAGCUGGCUGGCCUUACGGACCAUGUUCCUGUGGGCAUGAGACUGAAUGUACUAAUGGACUGUGACUCUACUGAUUAAUGAGGACUAAUGCAAAAAAUGUGUCGUGUUCAAAGGGAACAAAAUGUACAGAGACGUACAUUGCUCUACAGGGACAACAAUGAUUUGUUUACAUGUUUUAAAUUGUGAUUUCAAUGACAAUGUACUAAAAUAAUAACUCAGGUGGCAUUAAUAUGAUUUUAUUGAUAUUUCAUAAUGUAUACGAUUUUAUACAUUAAGACCUUUUCAGGCCAGAGGUACUGAUUUAUUUUUU